AGUUUUUUUUGCAAACACUUCUGCCGGCUGAUGUAGAACUUCGCGCCACAGUUUUGCAAAGCCACGCCGCAUGCGAUGUGCUAGCUAGCGUCUUGCGGUAGUUGCUAAAGAAUUCACCACCGACGAAAAUAGGCUUUCGAAUGUUUCUGUGUAGCUGGAAUGCCGUAGCAGCCAUUGUUUCAAUAAAUGCUCCCCUCCGGAAAAGACGGUUUUGACAACCACUUCACCGAGGCACCCGACUUUUGACCUUCAAUUGCUUGGUGUUCUGAAUAAACGGCAGCUCGAAAGAUUGUGCGACAAAUGCGUACUGGUUUAAUAAGCGUCGUUGUGGAAAGUUUCAACUGUUCGGGGCAGCGCAGUUGCGAAGGGGAAAUUCCGGUCGCGGAAGAUGCAUAUUGCGGACAGACACGAAAAUGCUCAUCUGGAGGAACCGGAAAUCCACGUGGAGAUGGAUCCCAUCACUGCGCUACCGAUUCCCCUACCGGAUUCCGGUUCUAGCACACAUUCGGAUGACGAUGCAGAAGAGGAACAUGGCGGCGGACAUCGCCUGCGAGUUCAUACAGCCGAUGUGGUGGACUUCCGUCGCUCCUCGAUCCCUUCCCUCUCUCCAGCCAUACCUGAGCCUGAACCGGAAGCUGCGGCCCUUCCAACCGAGCAUCCCACAUCGUUAAUUGCCGCCGUGGUGGUAUUGAUCUUCUACUGCAUGGCCACCAUUGCCGAUCAACAGCUGUUAAAAAAUGUCUUCAGCGAAGACUUCUACGCGCCGUUUUUUAUUUUAUACGUCAACAAUCUGAUGCGACUGUUUGUGCUUCCGGGAUAUGUUUUGAUCGUAUGGAUCAAAUCGCAUUGCGGACGACGGAAGCGAAAGACCAUCCGGCAAAUCCUCAAAGAAUGUUCCAUUUUCAAAUCGCCGGAUCCGCUUCCAAUUUUCUUUAUCAAGACAAUUGGAAUUCUCGGCUCGAAUAUCGUCCUGGCGGUGUCAUUAUGUAUUAUUGCAUUGUCCUACGCGACGGCAUCGGAAGUGGCUUGUGUGCAGACUACCCAAGUGGCUAUGGUUUAUUUCGCCGCUGUUGUUUUCUUUGGGCAACAAGUUCUCUUUGCCAAGGUUCUCGCUGUUCUGAUCUCAUUAAGCGGGGUGGCCGUUAUCGCGUACUCGAAGGGGUUCCAGUCCAGUUCUUCCUUGGGAAUCGGCCUAACUGUGAUUGCGACAUCCAUUUUCUGUUUUAACAUUAUGUACUACAAACACGUUUACAAACGUCUGACAUUUGGACAAUGUUGUUGCUUCCUGACGACAGCGGCGUCAUUCACCGUGGCCAUAUUCUGGACAAUUCCCUUGUGGAUGAAGAUGACGUACGCGGAAGUGUGGAGCUGGGAAAGUAUCCCCUGGAAUUGGAUGCUUCUUUCCGGGAUCUGCUCCUUAUUCGCGGCCAAGCUGAUGAAUUAUGGAUUAAUAGUUGCCACGCCGCUGUUGAUGUCUUUUGGAAGCUUACUAAGGAUCCCGGGAAAUAUGGGAAUUGAUUACUUUCUGCGUCACGUGGAAUUUUCUCAUUUGGAAAUAAUUGGAUCGAUCCUCAUUGUUCUCGGCUUCAUCAUCAUCGUCAUUCCGGAUCAUCGCAUGUCUAUCAACUGCCGAGCAUUAUUUAAAACUGCCUCGAAGAAAUCAGACCAUGCCAUGGCCGAUCCACCCGUCGAAAAAGUCUAUCCCAAACGCAAAAGUGUCAUACGGAAAUACGUGGAAAAAUCCGAGGAUGAACCGUCCAGUACCGCGUCCAGUGAUCAUGUUGUCGUGGAAGAGCCGCAGCUCAACGGCAAACACAGUCCAGCAGCUGCACACGACAACACAGUUUUCGUUGAGCCGCUGCCCACGGACACGGUGCCGGCGGCCGUGGAGGUGACAUUCCCGAUGGGUGAGGACGGCUCGCCGUAUGUCGAUCCGCUGGCCAAUGUGCUGACGGUGUCAGCGCACGGCUCACAGAUUUGGUCGUCCGCCUCGGACUGUCGCAGUCUGUCGGCCGAUUCCUUCCAUGAAGACGCCAUUAGUGUGACGAAUUCCAAUGCCACCCAGGCGCAGGAUAUCGAGAGUUUGGUGCGACGCAAAUCCCUGGUGGAGGAAGUACUGCAAGAGUGGAAAUCGUUGGUGAAGCAGUCGCUGAAUGUCGAUCAUUUGUUCAGUCUGGAGGAGCUCAAUAAACAUCUACCCCAUCAUCAUUUACGCGUUUUUAUCGGGACGUGGAAUGUUAAUGGCCAAGAGACAUUUGGAGAUUUGAAAGAUUUUUUAUUCCCGAAAAAACCCGCGGCUGCCGAAAUGUGUGACCUUUAUGCCAUUGGUGUUCAAGAAGGCAUACCAGAAUUCCGCACCUGGGAGGUGGGUCUGCAGAAAACAAUCGGCUUAAGUCAUGUGCUGUAUGCUUCGGAGUCGGUGGGCACCAUUCACAUUAGCAUCUUCUUACGACGCGACCUGAUCUGGUUCUGUACGAAACCAUUAGUAUCCCGGCAUCAUCUGCGUCUGAUUAAUCAAAAGAACAGCAAAGGCUUUGUCGGCGUAAUGCUGUACCUGUUUGGCUCAUCCUUUAUGUUCCUCACCUCGCACUUGACUGCCGGGCAUUCGCGGGAGAAAGUCGACGUGCGCAUUGACCAAUUAAAUCGCAUCUACAUGGAGCUCAAUUUACCGCGCAGCCUGGAGCAGAACCGGCUGGGCAACCGCUUCGACGCUGUGGAUUACGUCUUCUGGUUUGGGGAUUUCAAUUUUCGCCUGAAUGAGACCCGCGAGAAUGUGGAGACGACGAUCAGCGGGGCGCGCAGCUCCGCUGACAACGAGAACGGUGAACACUUUCAGAAACUGCUCAUGUGGGAUCAGCUGUACACGCACAAGACACGCUGCGCCAUCCACGACUUCAGCGAGCAUCCCAUCAGCUUCUUGCCCACCUACAAGUUUGAUCUCAACUCGGAUCACUAUGAUCGCUCCUCCAAACAGCGCAUUCCGUCCUACACCGACCGCAUCCUCUUCCGCUCCAACGGCAAAGGCAAUCCCAUCAUCUGCCGCUGUUACGGCGCGGCCACCAGUAUUAAGACGUCCGACCAUCGGCCGGUGUAUGCCAUCUUCGAUGUCAAGGUCCGGCCGCAGGUGCGUGCUCAAAAUGAUCUGGAUAUCUGUGCGGGACAGUUCAACAGAGAGAUCUACACCGCAGCGGUGGGUCUGUUGAAGAACGAACAGGCCAUACAACGAGCUAUACAGAAGAAUCUGCCGCGUAGUACCAACAGUGCUGUGUGUGUCAUUUUAUGACCGGCAGGUGAAUAUUUGAUAGCGUUAAUGUUGUUUGCGGUUGGUUCCGCGGUUAAGUGGUAACGCUGUUGGCUGCAGAAAAUUAUGCAUUCUGCAGGCGAUGUGUCUUUUGGAAAUUUAUUUUUUGAUAUGUGAUCAAAGAUUUUGUACAAAGUUCUGCGAUCAAAUUAUAUUGUUUCAAAUUAUAUAAAAUGAUUUACUGUUGUUUGUACCUUGAACCAAGCUGCAUGCCGGACUGGUGUGGAUUUCGUGUUAUUGUCGACGGCAGUUGUAAACUUGUA
Messenger RNA from Paramacrobiotus metropolitanus, 3564 nucleotides. RefSeq lists its product as uncharacterized. The transcript has 10 exons. Gene Ontology annotation, molecular function: phosphatase activity. Lineage: Eukaryota; Metazoa; Tardigrada; Eutardigrada; Parachela; Macrobiotidae. The record is from RefSeq and is a predicted model, not a curated record. Bases 389 to 3283 code for a protein of 964 amino acids. Gene Ontology annotation, biological process: phosphatidylinositol dephosphorylation.